AUGAAAAAUAUUAGGAAGAGAUCAAUACGUAUAUAUAAUAUAGCGACACUAUUUUCAAACACUCGGAUUCUUUCAACUCUUGUCACGGUAACUGCCUCUAAUUUCGCAAGUGGAGCUGGCUCGGCUGCUAAUCAAGGUGAUUCUCUUGUUGACCGUAGUGGAGGCGGAGGUUUCAACUCUGGUGGCAAUGUUCCUCAAUAUGUACAACUAGAGCUUCCAGGUACAUACAAUGUUACCACUAGCCUUCCAAAAUUAAAUCCAGUUUAUGCAAAAAAUAUUAAAUUAAUGAAAUGUAAAUCAUCAUCAGUAGAAAAUAAUUCAAAUGAAAUAACAGUUCGUUUACAUGAUAAAGUUGGUUUGGUUAAUAUUGGAAAUACAUGUUAUUUGAGUGCUAUUAUGCAAGCUUUAUAUGCUUGUACAAAAUUUCGAAUGUGUGUCUUGAAUAGUGAUAUAUUAUCGUCAAAUUAUGAAUUAUUAAAAUCAUUACAAAAUUUAUUUGCAUUUUUGGCACUUUCACAAAGAUCAUGCUAUCGACCAGAAAGAUUUUGGCUUCAAGCUAAACCAUCUUAUUUUGAACGUAAUCAACAACAAGAUUGUCAAGAAUUUCUCAGACAUUUACUUGAUACACUUCAUGAAGAAGCUAAAAGAACAAUACAAAAUGAGUAUGGAAUGUUAUUUUUAUCCAGUGAAGAAUUUUAA
This is a messenger RNA of Rotaria sp. Silwood2, 699 nucleotides long. The record is from the annotation of a GenBank genome assembly. NCBI's taxonomy places the organism in Eukaryota, Metazoa, Rotifera, Eurotatoria, Philodinida, Philodinidae.